This is a messenger RNA of Corapipo altera (White-ruffed manakin), 4595 nucleotides long. RefSeq names its product GEN1, Holliday junction 5' flap endonuclease (gene GEN1). The coding region runs from base 611 to 3463 and encodes 950 amino acids. Gene Ontology annotation, molecular function: 5'-flap endonuclease activity; four-way junction DNA binding. The record is from RefSeq and is a predicted model, not a curated record. The transcript has 16 exons. NCBI's taxonomy places the organism in Eukaryota, Metazoa, Chordata, Aves, Passeriformes, Pipridae.
GCUGCGGGCGCGGGGGGGGCCGUUUCCGUGAGUCCGCCCGCCAUUUUCGGGGGGGGGGGGCGGGGCGGAGCCGCCGUGGGGCCUUCGCUCGCACAUUCCGAGCGGGACAAAGCCGAGCCUGUCAGGGUUCCCACUGGGAUGUGAGUUCCUGUCGGUGUCCGCGAAGGCUGAGCCGAGGCCGGACACCUCGCGCGGUGCUCGGGCACGCCUGUUCCUGUGGGCCCGGUGCGCGGGCGUCGCUGGCGCAGCGAGGCGGGAGUUUCAAACUCCGCGGGCGGGGAGCCCGCGCGUCUGGGUAUUCUUCGUCUCGGGUGGCUGCUGAGUUCUGUCUGCGUCAGGGGAGAAAAAUCCGUAGGAGUUUUAGGAGGAAUCUGUAAAUGCUUCUGUGCUUCAGGUGUUCUCUCACUGAAGCUGAAUAUCACACUUGUCUUUUGGGAAGGUUUGGAUACCUCCCCUGUGCAUCAGGGAAGCGAUCAUCCUGAACUUCAAAAAGUUAUACCAAAUUUAGAGUAUAACAGAAUGCACUCUCCAAAGACAGGCUUGCUACUCUGACAGACUGUGAUGAUGUUAAAGGUAAAACCUUCCUUCUGACAACAAAGAAGCUAGAACAAUGGGAGUGACUAAUCUGUGGCAAAUCCUUGAGCCUGUGAGACAACCUGUCAACCUGAGCAGUCUCAAAGGAAAAACACUUGCUGUUGAUUUAAGUUUGUGGGUUUGUGAAGCACAGACAGUUAAAAAGAUGAUUGGAGUAGUUACCAAGCCACAUCUCAGAAACCUAUUUUUUCGGUUCUCUUUCUUCACAUCAAUGGGAAUUAAACUAGUGUUUGUGAUGGAAGGAGAGGCCCCCAAGUUGAAAGCAGACACCAUGACUAAGAGGAAUGAGAUGCGCUAUGGACCUUCAAAGAAAGUUGGAGCUGCCAGAACAGGGAGAUCUUUAUUUAAAGCCAUGUUAAAAGAGUGUCUUGAACUGCUGGAGUGUUUAGGUGUCCCUUGGGUUCAAGCAGCUGGGGAAGCAGAGGCAAUGUGUGCCUACCUGAAUGCAAAAGGACAUGUUGAUGGCUGCAUUACCAAUGACGGAGAUGCCUUCUUAUAUGGAGCUCAAACAGUUUAUAGGAACUUUGCUAUGAAUGCUAAGGAUCCACAUCUCGACUGUUACACAAUGUCGUCUAUUAAGGAGAAACUUGGUUGUGACAGAGAGUCUUUGAUUGGGCUAGCUGUUCUGCUGGGUUGUGAUUAUCUUCCAAAAGGGGUUCCAGGAGUUGGGAAGGAACAAGCUUUAAAGUUAAUUGAGACUCUGCGAGGUCAAAAUUUACUGCAAAGGUUUGAUCAGUGGAAAGAACAAUUCCAGUAUGAUGAUAAUCCACUUUUGGUUGUUAAAAGGGUAAUUCACUGUUCAGAGUGCCACCAUCCAGGAUCAUACAAGGAGCACGAGCACAGUGGAUGUAAAUUCUGUGAAAGCAAAAGAUACUGCAAACCCAGUGACUCCAAACACUGCCCUUGUGAAUGGCAUCAGUUAGAGCAAGUGAAACAAGCAAAUGCCGUGGAGGACAAUAUCAGAAAAAAAGCUAAGAGCUGUGAAGGCUUUCCAUUCUCUGAGGUUAUCCAAGAAUUUCUAGUAAACAAGAAUAAAUUGAUCAACAUAAAGGAAUAUCGAAGGCCAAAUUUGUUGUCCUUUCAGAUAUUUGCUUCAGAGAAGAUGGAAUGGGACAAACAUUAUGCUUGUAAGAAACUGUUAGCACUGUUGACACGUUAUGAUAUGAUCCAGAGAAAAUCUGGAUACACUGACUCGAAACAACUGCAGGCAAUAAGGAUUGUCAAGACACGUGUUAAAAAUGGAUCACCUUGUUUUGAAAUUGAGUGGCAAAAACCAGAGCACUAUAUUGAUCCAGAAGAUGAGCCUGUGGAAUCAUUUGUAGUCACAGUAGAAGAGGAGUCUUUGUUUCAGGCUGCUUAUCCUGAUGUUGUUGCCCUUUAUCAACUGGAAAAGUCAGAAGUUCUUCAGAAGAAAAAGAAAAAAGGGAAAGGCAGACCAGAAGAAAAGGAUAUAUCAAGUGCUUAUGAUGAAGUUAGCAAUCUUCUGUCCCAAAUUAGUUUAAAAUCUACGUAUGGAAUUCUUCCUGUGCAACACUCCACAUCAGAUACAAAACCUCCCCCCAAACAUCAGACACAGCAGAGAGGUAAUGAAUCAAAAGAUGCAGCAUUAGCUGCAGCUUCCUGCAGAACAAGUGUUUGGGUGCCAGCAUCAGCAGCUGCUCCUCCUCUGCCUGCAUCAUCCUACUUACAGAGUGCUUUGGCUGACUCAGUUGUGUUGCCCUCACAAUGUGCCAAACAUUCAGGGAUAUCAUCCUCUUCCUCUGUAACAGCUGGUCUACAACUGAGCAGUGUUGAUGGGAAAGGAACCUUCUUCAGCACUUCACCAGCCCAGGGAGGUGAUGACCGAAAUCCAGCAGCUGACUUAACUACAUGCAUAGAACAUUCACAUCCACUAGGUCAUGAAACAGCAAGAAAUAGCUCAGAAUAUUCUGGUGCUGUGCAGUCUCAUCGACAUUCUGAUAGUGCAGAUGAUUUGUUUUCAAAUGAUGCUACAGGACACCUUCAGGAGUGGUCUUUAAGAGAGAGAAUACUUAGGAAGACUUCCAUUCCAUCACUGCCUUUGUCUGAAGAUGCAAUGCAACAGGAAUCUUUGAAAUGUUUUAAACAAACAAAAGAAAUGUUGAAUCCUGAUAGAAAUUAUGUCUCUUCUUCAUAUCAGUUAAAUAAACUAGUGCAGGAAAGUAAAAAUGUGCUAUCAGAAAACUGUGCAAGUGAAUCCAGCGUACAUAUCUGUCAAGAUCAGUACAGAAAAGCUGACAUCUUGGCUGAAAUGAUGCUAAAAGACCAUCAUGUAAGUGGUUCAACAUCUCUAGCCCUCAAUGGGCAAACAAGAGAAACACUGCAUCCUGGGUGUGAGAUGCUUCCAGUGUCUCAAAAGCCAGCAGAUGCAACUGGCUGUCACAUUAAAAAAGCUUGUAUUGAAACUACUUGGAAAGCUUCUUCUAAAAAGAGUGUGUGUCAGAACAGACAUUCUUCUAGUGAAGACAGUGAUGAUGGGCAUGUGAAUAAAAUCCUGAUUUAUGAGCAGCAGAAAAAGCAACUGAACCCUGGUCAGUUUAAAAAAUGUUUUACAAAGAAAAAUAGUAGCGUUGUUACUAGCAAAAGGACAAACAGUGACUCAGCCCUUAUAACUAAAGGGAAGAAGACAACAACCAAUUUAAAGAAAGCUGAUGAUACUUUCUCAUUGCAGGGAUGUCCAAAGCCAUCCUCUGUAGGGGAAGUUAAUUGUUCCCAAAGUUCAGAGCAACCAAUUAAGAGGCUGGGUUCUGACCCCACACAGCAAGACAGAAGUGCUGUUCUGACUUACAGAUGGGCAGACAGUCCCCUUCCCCUGUCUGAAAGACUAAAAGGAAGAAUCAAAAUCAAUUAGGUUCUCCAUAAAAUAACAAUUAACUAUGAACCAUCAUUUCUUAGAGUUCUUUCUCAAAGUUUCUGCAGUAUGCUCUAUCAAAGUUUCUCCAAUAUGCUCUAUCAAUUUUAUGUGGACACAGUUUUGAUGAAUAAGUGCUGUUACUGGAGCUGAAGUUUGAAACUAAAAUGUUAACAAAAGUACCAAACAGCUGAUUGUGGGCAAGUGCCAGUUAUUCUGGACAUGGUUACUUUCUGAACUUGAUACAUAAGCAUCAAGACGCAGCAUGUAAGGAAGCAGGGAGAUUUAUUUAUGAAAUAAGGCUUUUUUUCCCAGCCAGUUGUGAGGAUUUUUGUAUUAGUCUUGCUUAUAUAAACAGACUUAUUAAAAUAGUGCCUGCAGUACUUUGGAUACUCUUAAUAAGACAAAGUGAUGCAGCUCUUUUCAAAUAGAAUUCUGCAUUUUGCUUCACUAACCUAAUUUUGCAGGUUUUAAAAUGGGUCCUGCAAUUCUGCUUGUGUUGACAGUCUCUGAAGGACCACAUAGAGACACACAGCAGAUGUACCUUGCAGGGUAGCUAAGUUAAUAUCUGCCAUGACCAAUAAUAAGCUGUUCUUUGAGUGUGUGCAUCUUCCAAAGAGUGGAAUAAGCUAUAAGGAUCAUUCUGGUUUUGUAGCAGUUAUAUAUAUACUAUAUAUAAGGAAAUUUGAUGGCUGUUUAAUUAAGCAUUUGUAGUUUGGGGCAUAUUUUCUUAAAGAAGAUUGAAAUUCCAUCUAACACAAUUUAUAAUAGAGUGAAAGUUAAGUUGCAGAAAAUCUAAUUAUGGCAUUGCAGAUUCUGUGAACAAUAUCGUGUAAUUUUUUUUUUUAAAUUAGUAACUUGAGUGCAAUUACAAUUUUGAAGGUGCUCUUCACACUUCUUUAUUAUAGAAAUAAUCUCUGUUCAUACACCAGAAAAAGUUGUCUUCAACAGCUUAUUAGGAAUGCCUCCUUAUCUACAUUUAAGCAUUUGUAACUUUUUCUAUGCACCGUCCAGAAGGGAGGCCACACUUGGCAAGAUAUAUUGUUAAUAGUAGAAAUUUAGAAUAUCUGUGCCUGAAUGAAAAUGUCAGUUCUUUAUUCAUAAAGGUCAAGGACCAAGUUCAGAAGCUAAA